Molecule: messenger RNA, 1977 nt
Organism: Vitis riparia (riverbank grape)
Lineage: Eukaryota; Viridiplantae; Streptophyta; Magnoliopsida; Vitales; Vitaceae
Product: disease resistance protein RUN1-like
Exons: 3
Coding region: 1-1977 (658 amino acids)
Biological process (GO): signal transduction; defense response
Source: RefSeq, a predicted model, not a curated record
AUGGGUGAAGAUACCCGCCAUAAAUUUGCAGAUCAUCUCUACAGAGCUUUGAAUCAGAAAGGAGUUCGUACCUUUAGGGAUAAUGAAGAGCUAGGAAGAGGAGAAGAGAUUGCACCAGAACUUUUAAAAGCUAUUGAAGAGUCCAGGAUUUGCCUCAUAGUUCUGUCGGAAAACUAUGCCCGUUCUAAGUGGUAUUUGGAUGAACUGGCAAAGAUCAUGGACUGCAGGCAGAAAAUGGGAAAAUUAGUUUUUCCGAUUUUCUACCAUGUGGAACCAUUCCGUGUGCGAGGACAGACUGGGAGUUACGAAGAAGCAUUUGAAAUGCAUGAAAAAAAUGCAGACCAGGAGCUUCUUGAAAAGUUAAAUACUAUCCGAUUGAGUUCCUGUCAACGCCUCAUUGAAAUUCCAGACAUCUCAGUUAGUGCGCCCAAUCUGGAGAAACUAACUCUUGAUGGUUGUUCAAAUUUGGUUAAGGUUCACCCAUCUAUUGGAAAGCUGAGAAAGCUUAUUUUGUUGAAUUUGAAAAACUGCAAAAAGCUUAGCAGUUUUCCAAGCAUCAUCGACAUGGAAGCGCUUGAAAUUCUUAAUUUGUCUGGCUGCUCAGAGCUCAAGAAGUUUCCAGAUAUUCAAGGUAACAUGGAACAUUUAUUGGAGCUUUAUUUGGCUUCAACAGCUAUUGAGGAACUUCCCUCCUCAAUUGAGCAUCUCACUGGACUUGUUUUAUUGGAUCUGAAAAGGUGCAAAAAUCUUAAGAGUCUUCCCACAAGUGUCUGUAAGUUGGAAUACCUUGAAUAUCUCUUCUCUCUGGUUGUUCGAGGCCUUGUUUUAUUGAAUCUGAGGAAUUUCAAGAAUCUCGCGAGUCUUCCAAAAGGCAUGUGUACAUUGACAUCUCUUGAAACACUCAUUGUCUCUGGUUGUUCACAAUUAAACAAUUUGCCAAAGAACCUUGGGAGCCUGCAACAUCUAGCGCAGCUGCAUGCAGAUGGAACUGCUAUAACACAACCAUCUGAUUCAAUUAAAUUAGAUCUAAGCAGAAACGAUUUUCUAAGCAUACCUGCUGGCAUCAGUGAACUUACAAGCCUAAAAGACCUCCGACUGGGGCAGUACCAGAGUCUCACAGAAAUUCCAAAGCUUCCACCAAGUGUCCGAGACAUACAUCCACACAAUUGCACAGCACUUUUACCAGGCUCGUCAAGUGUAAGCACAUUGGAAGGGCUACAGGUCCUAUUCUAUAAUUGCUCCAAAUCAGUUGAGGACCAAUCCUGUGGUGAUAAGAGGAAUGAAAUGCAAAGAUUUCCACAUAAUUAUGUGUCUUCCACUGCUUCUGUUUCCUCUCUAACUACUUCACCAGUUUUGAUGCAAAAGUUGUUUGAAAAUAUUGCAUUUAGUAUUGUUUUUCCUGGCAGUGGAAUCCCUGAGUGGAUCUGGCAUCAGAGUGUGGGAUCUUCUAUUAAAAUAGAGCUACCUACAGAUUGGUAUAAUGAUGACUUCUUGGGAUUUGCUCUCUGCUCUGUUCUUGAACAACUUCCUGAAAGAAUUAUAUGCCAUUUCAAUUCUGAUGUUUUUUAUUAUGGAGACUUGAAAGACUUCGGUCAUGAUUUCCAUUGGAAAGGCAACCAUGUUGGGGCAGAACACGUCUGGCUGGGUUAUCAACCAUGUUCCCAGUUGAGGUUGUUUCAAUUCAAUGACCCCAAUGACUGGAAUCCCAUUGAGAUUUCUUUUGAAGCAGCCCACAGAUUCAACUCAAGUGCAUCCAAUGUGGUGAAGAAGUGUGGGGUAUGUCUUAUUUAUGCAGAAGACCUUGAAGGAAUCCAUCCAGGAAAUAGAAAACAACUUAAAAGUAGGGGUUGUAAUGUAGUCGAGAGAAGCAGUGACAGAGCAGGAUUCAAUCGAAGUGGAAUGGACUCCAGUUAUAGUGGCAGCAAUGACAGACCCACCAACCAUCCCACGCUCAAGCGCAAGCGUCCUCUAGAAUGA